Messenger RNA from Sebastes umbrosus (honeycomb rockfish), 2005 nucleotides. RefSeq names its product protein Z, vitamin K-dependent plasma glycoprotein a (gene proza). The record is from RefSeq and is a predicted model, not a curated record. Gene Ontology annotation, molecular function: serine-type endopeptidase activity; calcium ion binding. Bases 253 to 1536 code for a protein of 427 amino acids. The transcript has 9 exons. NCBI's taxonomy places the organism in Eukaryota, Metazoa, Chordata, Actinopteri, Perciformes, Sebastidae. Gene Ontology annotation, biological process: blood coagulation; proteolysis. Gene Ontology annotation, cellular component: extracellular region.
CAGCACACACAGGCAGAAAACAGUUAGCAGCCUCGGAUGUGGUCAUCAUCAUCAUCCUUUAUUAUUCUGGAUCGAUAGGCCCGUUCAAGAGACAGCAUCUUUGGCCGGAUCCGUGCAGGAGGCUGUAGGCAGAGAGAGACCAGAGAGACCAGAGGGACCAGACCAGACCAGACCGGUACCUUGAUCCAGUAGGAGAACACAUUGAUCUCUGCUGCACCGUCAUCUCGACUCAGAUCACGCUUCAGUGUCACCAUGAGCUCCUGGACCACAUCUGGCGCUCUGCUGUGUCUGCUGGCGGCGGCCGCAGCAGCCGUUCAGACCCCCAACUCAGUGUUCUUGGACAAGCAGCAGGCGAGCUCGCUGAUCUCCCGUCAGAAGAGGAAUGUCGACGGCAGUAACCCGUCUGCCAACGUGGAGCAGGUUUGCAUGGAGAAACUGUGCACCUACGAGGAGGCCAGAAAGCUCUUCCAGGACUCGUACCGCACGGAUAUCUUCUGGGCCGUCUACGUUGACGGAGACCAGUGUGCAGAGAACCCCUGCAAGAAUGGAGCCAUGUGUUCUGACAGCGUGGGAGGCUACGACUGCGUCUGCAAGUCCGGUUUCACAGGGGUCCACUGUGAACAAGACCAGACUCUGUGCCCCCUGGAAAAGGACAAGGGCUGCUCACAGUUCUGCAAACCGGGCUACACGUCCUACGAGUGCUCCUGCGCCAUCGGAUGGAAGCUCAGCCUCACAGACAAGAAUAAGUGUGACCCUAUAGGCAGAUAUCCCUGCGGUCAGGUGAACUCUCAGAGUCAGUGGGAUAACAGACUGGCCAGCAACGUCCGCAGCAACUUUGAAGGACUUAGCUGUACUUCUACGGAGUGUCCCUGGCAGGCUCUUCUGAAGAGCUCAGAGUCCCAGGAUGGUUACUGUAGUGGUGUCAUUCUGAAGGAGAACCUGGUCUUGACUUCAGCUCAGUGUGCCAACAAAUACAGCUCCUUACAGGUGGUGGUCGGCAGGCGCAACGCUGUGAGGUCUGAAGUUGGAGAGCGGACGCUGUAUGUAAAACUAGUUCACGUCCACCCGCGCUAUGUGGCAGAUCGCCCCGAAUACGACGUGGCUGUGAUUGAGCUCCGCGACCGCAUCACCUUUGCGAGGGAAGUGAGUGCUGCUUGUGUGCCAGAAAAAGACUUUGCAGAGAGCAUCCUGAUGACGGGAGAGCUCCCGACCAUCGUCACCGGCUGGAAAGAACCCAGCUCGGGAUCUGCUUUCGAGGGCUCGCUCAAACUUAACCAACUCGCGUACAACCGCCUGCCUCAGUGUGUGGAGACUCACCCGACCCUGAUGACCAAUAAAAUGGGCUGCACCACUCCCCGGGCCAACGCCGACUGCACCAUGAGCUCCGGCAGCCCCCUGCUCACCCUGUACAGGAAGGUGUUCUUCCUCACUGGGGUCGUCAGCCGGCCGCUGGGGGCCAACUGCAGCCAAGGCUACGUCUUCCAGAAAGUGUCGCGCUACCUCGGCUGGCUGCGACCUCUCAUGGGUUCACGUUAGGAGGGGUAGUCAGGGAGAACAAGGAGGUUAUUGGUUAUGGAAAAUAUAUUAUAAUGCAGGUGAAUACAUAUUAAAAACAGGGAAUCAGAUAAACGUUUUCAUUGAGGGCUUCUAGCUCAACCUUUUGUCUUUCUGUCUUUUAAUAAUCUCCUAAUGGAAAAACUACAGUAGCCAUAUAGUCUCUAUGUAGGUUAUUGCUUCCCAUCUGUCUCUGUGCACUUCCUCAUUUAUCCACAAGGUGGCGCUCUGUUAACACAAACAGAGAAGCACUUUCUGUACGUCUAUCUAUGAACCAGAGGAUCACAAGCAGCAAGAAAUGCAGUGAAUUAUUUAGCAUGUGUUUUGUAAUGUGGACAUACCUUUUUAAUAACCUUUAUUUGAUGUGCUAUUUAGUGACUACUUUAACACUUGUGCACUAUAACACUGGUAAUCACUGUUCUAUGAAUGUAAUAAACCCCUAACAACACAC